AUGCAAUGUCAGGGUAGUAGACCGGCCAAUCAAAAAGAAAUUCAAAACAUAACAAGAAUAGUCAGUGAACAUUACAAGCCGAAUGACCUGACCUACGAAAAGUUAAUAAGACUAUUUGAACUAGUAAAACAAGAAACCCGCGCAAAUGGAAAGCUCCUCAGCCUUGAUGAAUUAGGAAAAAAAUUUGAAGGUUUUAAUUUCCCGAAAAACGAAGUUGUAAAAAUCAUCCAAUUUAUUGCAGGUGACGAUAGUAUGACGGAAUUUGUAACAGAAACAUUCACAAAGAAUAAUUAUGCAGAAAAUGGUAUAAACUUUAAACUAUUAAAACUUAUCACUAAUGUUGUAAGAAUCGAAAAGGGUUUGGAUAUCUCCACUGAUAUAGUUGCCCAAUUGAAAGCGGAUUUGAUAAGACGCGAGUUUCCUGUUUGGGAAAAAGAUGACAUCAUUACAUGCUUUGUUAAGAAUUUACAAUUUUGA
Adelges cooleyi (spruce gall adelgid) is the source of this 477-nucleotide messenger RNA. RefSeq lists its product as uncharacterized. The record is from RefSeq and is a predicted model, not a curated record. Lineage: Eukaryota; Metazoa; Arthropoda; Insecta; Hemiptera; Adelgidae. Bases 1 to 477 code for a protein of 158 amino acids. The transcript is spliced from 5 exons.